AUGACAAUAAAAUGUGGGGAUGAGUUGGACAUAAUUAAGCGCAAGAAUGUGCUUGGGCUACUUUUUGGUGUUUCAAGCCUCUUGAUAGGCUCACUUGAUGCUAAGGCAGGUGGCUUGCCCCCAGAUCAAAAACCAAGACUCUGUGAUGAUACUUGUGAGAAAGAGCUUGACAAUGUACCAAUGGUAACUACUGACUCCGGUUUGCAGUAUAAGGAUAUCAAAGUUGGCAGAGGCCCUAGUCCCCCAGUUGGUUUUCAGGUGGCCGCAAAUUAUGUUGCCAUGGUUCCAUCUGGACAAAUAUUUGACAG
Ilex paraguariensis (yerba mate) is the source of this 308-nucleotide messenger RNA. The record is from the annotation of a GenBank genome assembly. Lineage: Eukaryota; Viridiplantae; Streptophyta; Magnoliopsida; Aquifoliales; Aquifoliaceae.